Miscanthus lutarioriparius is the source of this 3369-nucleotide messenger RNA. NCBI's taxonomy places the organism in Eukaryota, Viridiplantae, Streptophyta, Magnoliopsida, Poales, Poaceae. The record is from the annotation of a GenBank genome assembly.
AUGCACCAUACCGACAUUACAUCCGCAAUUCAGCAUAAGUCUGUGCAACACACAUAUACAUGUCUCCUGUAUUGCUUCCUUCUCUCUGCAUCUUCACUCGAUAGCACGCCACUCCAUAAUGAACCUAACACGGACCUUCAGACCCUCCUGUGUCUGAAGAACCAUGUCUCCGGCCCUCCCGGGCUACUAGCCUCAUGGAAGAAUGAUUCCCUCCAACACUGCAGCUGGGCUGGUGUCAGUUGCAGCAAGAGACAUGCGUCUCGUGUUGUUGCACUGAACCUCGAGUCCUUCGAGCUCAAUGGCCAAGUACCUUCCUGCAUCGCUAAUCUUACAUUCCUUGCAAGGCUGCACAUGGCAAAUAACCAGCUCAAUGGUCAAAUCCCAACUGAGCUUGGACAACUAAAUAGGCUGCAGUACCUCAACCUCAGCUCGAAUGAUCUUAGCGGUGUGAUUCCAAGCACCAUAUCUUCAUGCUCUAGACUUCAGAUCAUCGAUCUUGGAGGAAACGCUCUCCAAGGUGAGAUUCCUUCAAGCUUGAGCCAAUGUUUAAAUCUUGAGAAGCUCAUAUUGCGGCAAAAUGGCUUCAGUGGUGUUAUUCCAGAAAGUCUGGGGAUGCUCCGCAAUCUUUCACUUUUGCAUCUUGCUCAAAAUAGUCUAAGUGGCGAAAUUCCGCUUUCACUCGGAUACAGACCUUCUCUUAGAGCUGUUGUUCUUGCAAACAAUAGACUUACCGGACCAAUCCCACCUUUCCUAUCUAAUAGUUCAUCACUUGAAUAUCUGGACUUAACAGAGAACAGUCUUGGUGGAGUGAUUCCUUAUGCUCUGUUAAAUAGCAUGUCACUCAAAACAAUUGCCCUUGGAUUGAACAAUUUUGUUGGGCCUAUACCAGAUUUGUCGCAACCCAACUCUCCCUUGCAGUAUCUCAUUUUGCAAUCAAACAAUCUUAUUGGACCUAUACCUUCCUCUUUAGGGAAUUUAUCUUCCCUUAUCUGGCUUUCUCUUGGAAACAACAGUUUUGAAGGUAUCAUCCCGGCGAGUAUCAGUAAAAUUCCAAACCUUCAAUUACUGGACCUGACUUACAAUCUGUUGUCAGGAACUGUCCCAGCCUCUAUUUACAAUAUGUCAGCGCUCACAUACCUUGGCAUAGGCAGGAACGGCCUUGUGGGGGAAAUUCCACAUAGCAUUGGCUACACUCUUCCAAACAUCCAAACCUUGAUUUUGGGAGGAAACCAAUUCCAUGGCGAAAUCCCAGCUUCACUGGCCAACGCAACAAACAUUAUGGUGAUAGAUCUAGAGUACAAUGCAUUUUCUGGAACUAUUCCUUCUUUGGGUUCAGUACCCAACUUGGAGAAACUGAAUCUUGGCACCAAUCAGCUCGAAGCAGGAACAUUGCCAAGUUCCAUUGGUGCUCUUCCAAAAAGCUUAGAGGUUUUGAUUCUGUACGGGAAUAGCAUAUCUGGGAAUAUACCAGUAGAGAUAGGAGGCCUCACAAACCUUACGAGCCUCUACAUGGAAAGGAAUCUGUUUACUGGAAGCCUCCCAGACACAAUCGGGAAUCUUUCAAGGUUAUCUGGAUUAAGCCUAUCACAGAACAAACUUUCUGGACAAAUUCCGCCCUCAAUCAGUAAUCUAAGUCAACUGAAUGACCUCCUUUUACAGGACAAUGAUUUUAGUGGGCCAAUCCCAGAAGCUUUAGGAUACUGCAAAAAUUUAGAAACUUUGAACCUCUCUUGCAACAGCCUUGAUGGUGGCAUACCAAAGCAGCUUUUUACUCUUUCCUCCCUUACUCAAGGUUUGGAUUUGUCCCACAACCAACUCUCUGGACAAUUACCAUUUGAGAUUGGCGGCUUGAUCAAUCUCGGCCUGCUCAAUAUUUCCCAUAACCAGUUGUCUGGACAAAUUCCAUCCACCAUAGGCCAGUGUGUCCACUUGGAGUUCCUCCACAUGGAAGGGAACCUUCUUGAAGGAAAAAUCCCAGAAUCAUUUGCGGAAUUGAGAGGCAUCAUCGAGCUAGAUCUGUCUCAAAACAAUCUUUCUGGAGAAAUACCUGAAUUGUUUGAGUCCUUCAGCUACUUGAACCUCCUCAAUUUGUCCUUCAACAACCUUGAAGGUCCAGUACCCACUGGUAGGAUAUUUCAUAACAAAAGUGUGGUGUACAUUCAAGGGAACAAGAACUUAUGUGGGAGCAGUCCCCUGCUCCAAUUGCCACUUUGUGAUGCGAAGGCCUCCAGACAAAACCGCAGUUCCAAAAUUCUGAAGGUACUAGGAUUGAGUGCUCUUUCUUUGCUCCCAUUAUCAUGCUUAUUAGCAGCCAUCCUUUUGAAGAAGAGGAGCAAAGUCAAACGAGCAGCUCAUCCAUCCUGCAAGGAAUUGAAAACUUACUCAUAUGCUGAUUUGGUCAGAGCAACAAAUAAUUUCUCCUCAUACAACUUGGUCGGUUCAGGAAUAUCCGGAUCAGUUUACAAAGGUAGAUUUGAGUCUGAAGAACAUGCAGUUGCUAUUAAGGUUUUUAAACUUGAUCAACUUGGCACACCAAAGAGCUUCCUUGCUGAGUGUGAGGCACUGAGGAACACUCGUCAUCGUAAUCUUGUAAAGGUGAUUACUGCAUGCUCAACCUUUGACCCAUCAGGACAUCAGUUCAAAGCUCUUAUCCUUGAAUAUAUGCCUAAUGGUAGCCUAGAGAGCUGGCUCCAUCCAAAUUUGAGCAAGUAUGGGUUGGAAAUACCAUUAAGUUUUGCCUCCAGAAUAACAAUAGCAACAGACAUAGCUUCUGCUUUGGAUUAUCUGCACAACUGUUGCAUGCCUCCUGUAGUCCAUUGUGAUUUGAAGCCCAGCAAUGUCCUUCUUGAUGAUGUCAUGGGUGCACGUCUUGCUGACUUCGGGUUAGCUAAAUUUCUUCAAAGUUUUAGUCAUUCAUGCCAUCAUAGUUCUACAAGCUUACUGGGACCAAGAGGAUCAAUUGGAUACAUUGCACCAGAGUAUGGAUUGGGGAGCAAACCCUCAACGGAAGGCGAUGUCUACAGCUAUGGAAUUAUUAUGUUGGAAAUGCUUACAGGAAAGCGUCCAACAGAUGAGAUGUUUACUAACGGUUUGAACCUUCACAGAUUUGUGAGCAAUGCAUUUCCUCAAAAAAUUUGUGAGGUUCUAGACCCGUGUAUCGUUCCAAUUUCUGAGUAUGGUGACGUGGACUACAAUUUGGACCAUGGAAAUAAUGCAAUAGCUGGUGCAGAAAGCUGCAUCGUGCAUCUUAUGAAACUCGGUCUCUCAUGCUCUAUGGAGACACCAAAAGAUCGACCAGCAAUGCAGGAUGUUUAUGCUGAAGUCAUCACAAUCAAAGAAGCAUUUGCAGCGCUACAUAUUGUUGAAUAA